UGUGCGCCGGCGCCGUCUCUCGCCUGGGAGGCAGGAAAGCUGCCAUGGCGAGCUCAGCCGCCUCGUCGGUGCGACCGCCCAGGCCCAAGAAGGAGCCGCAGGCGCUCAUCAUCCCCAAGAAUGCGGCGGAGGAGCAGAAGCUCAAGCUGGAACGGCUCAUGAAGAACCCGGACAAACCAGUUCCGAUUCCAGAAAAAAUGAGUGAAUGGGCACCUCGACCUCCCCCAGAAUUUGUCCGAGAUGUUAUGGGUUCAAGUGCUGGGGCCGGCAGUGGAGAGUUCCAUGUGUACAGGCACCUGCGUCGUAGAGAGUACCAACGACAAGACUACAUGGAUGCCAUGGCUGAAAAGCAAAAGUUGGAUGCAGAGUUUCAGAAGAGACUGGAAAGGAACAAAACUGCUGCAGAGGAGCAGACCGCAAAGCGCCGGAAGAAGCGUCAGAAGUUAAAAGAGAAGAAAUUAUUGGCAAAGAAGACGAAACUUGAACAGAAGAAACAAAAAGAAGGGUGUUUGAAAGUAUCCUGGCCUCUUGGGAACCAUGGUUUCAGGAGACAUCUAAGUCAAUUGGCGUAAUCAAAUCUAUUAAGAAGACAUUCUGCAUCCCACUUUGGAGAGUGGCGUCUGGGGUCUUAAACGCUAGCAAGCAGCCAUCUAAGAUGCAUCAAUUGGUCUCAACCCACCUGGACCAAAGGAGAAUGAAGAACACCAAGGAUACAGGGUAGUUACGAGCCCAAGAGACAAAAAGACCCACAGAGACUACAUCAGCCUGAGACCAGAAGAACUAGAUGGUGCCCAGCUUCAGCCUACAUCUGCCCUGACAGGGAACACAACAGACAAUCCCCAAGGGAGCAGGAGGGCAGUGGGAUGCAGACCCCAAAUUCUUGUAAAAAGACCAGACUUAAUGGUCUGAGUGAGACUAGAAGGGCCCCGGUGGUCAUGGCCCCCAGACCUUCUGUUGGCCCAGGACAGGAACCAUUCCUAAAGCCAGCUCUUCAAACAGGGAUUGGACUGGACAAUGGGAUGGAGAGGGAUGCUGGUGAGGAGUGAGCUUCUUGGAUCAGGUGGAUACUUGAGACUAUGUUGGCAUCUCCUGCCUGGAAGGGAGAUGAGAGGGUAGAGGGGCUUAGAAGCUGGCAAAAUGGACACGAAAACAGAGAGUGGAGGGAGGGAGCGGGCUGUCUCAUUAGUGGGAGAGCAAUUGGGAGUGUGUAGCAAGGUGUAUGUAAGUUUUGUAUGAGAGACUGACUUGAUUUGUAAACUUUCACUUAAAGCACAAUAAAAAAAAAAAAAAGUAUCCUGGCCUCUACCCACUAGAAGCCAGUGGCACCCUGCCCCCAGCCAUGACAAUAAAAAAGUCUCCAAACAUUGUCAAGUAUACCCAGUGGGGCUAUGGGGGCCAAAAUUGUCCCCAGUUGAGAGCUACUGAUCCAGAGGCAGGUAUCUGGUGUUCAGAAGGCACUCAGUAUGUUUCGAAUGCGACUGUUUUUUUCUUAUACAUACUAUGUUGGAAGACUUUCCAUAUCCUUUGUGUCUUUUGACAAUAAGGUAAUACUUGAUGGUCUGAGAAAUUUUUGGAAUGUGUAAAGAAGAAUAAAGAAAAAAAAUUAUCUAUAAUCCUUACCAGAAAUAGCUGUGUUAACAUUUUAAUGUAAUUUCUUUGAUUUAAGUUUUUAAUGUAAUUAAAAAACCAGUUGCUUUCAAGUUGAUUCCGACUCACGGUGACCCCAUGUGUUGCAUAGUGGAACAGUACUCCGGAAGGUUUUCGUGGCUGUGAACUUUAGGAAGGAUCGCUAGGUCUUUUCUUUCUAGGUACCUCAGGGUAGGUUUGAAGCACCAACCGUGCAGUUACUAGGCCAGCACUUAACCAUUUGUGCCACCAGGGGCCUAAUAUAAAAAUACAUGUUAUGCAAACCUUAUUUAAAUAAAUACCACAUUUAUAGUCUCAGAUUUAUCGUGUAACAUUGUAUCACAGGUUUUUCCCCAUGUCCUUAUAAUUCCAUGGUACAAGGAUAUUUUUUCUAGUUGACUGAUUGACCAGGCAAAAAAGAGGUAAUGUCUGCUUCAUUUGCAUUCACUGGCAUUUUACUCAGUAUUUCCGCAAUUAAAUAAAAUCUCAGAUUCCUGAAUUGUAAAAUAUUAUGUAACAAUAGUGUAAUGUAAUGGAAGUCAACAAUGGAAGAACUCAAUACUGUCUUCCUAAUGGAUCCUAAUGGAUCACUAUCCAUCUGUGAGUUCUCUUUAAUCUCUCUCCAUAUGCACACAUCACUUACAUACUUACAGUAUGUGAACGGUUUUGUAUUUUGCUUAUUUUAUUAACACUGUAAGCAUCUCCAUUCCUUCAUACCUUUUAAUAACAUUCCAGCAACUGACAUGCCAUGAUAUAACUCCUUCCCCUUUAUUAGACCCUAGACUGAUUUCAGUUUUUCCCUAACGGGGAAGAUACUUCCGAGAAUAUCAUGUACCUGUCUCCCCUUUCAGGGUUCUUUCCUUCAGGUAGAUUCCAACAGUGGGAUUUACUCGGUCACAGUAUGAAAAGAAUUCAUGGCUCUUCAAAUGCGUUGGCAGAUAUUUUCCAAAGGGGUAGUACCAGUUUUUACUGCCAUCAACAGUGUGCAGUAGUGUAUGCUUUUACCACAUCCUUGCCAGCCCUAACUUUGAAAAAUUAUUCUUCCUCCACGUGUAUAAGAAUGAUGCUUAUUAGAGGAAGUCUAUUGGGAAUUUAGUAAAAGCCUUGCAAAAAUGUAGAUCCCAGUCUUGCUAGGCCAUGAAAGCAGCUUCUGCUCUCUUCCCAUGCCUGCUCCCCAUCCCCAAACACACACACACACACCACCCACCUGUUUACAGCCUCGAAAACUUUUUAAAACAUAGAUUGGAUUGUCAUUCAUUCUUCUGUAUAAAUAAUAAACAGUAGCUGACAUUUAUUGAACAUUUAUUAUGUACUACCCCAGUUCUGACUGCUUUUCUUAUAUUAACUAAUUUAAUGCUCGCAGCAGCGCUGUGAGGUAGGCCUUAUUCUUAUCUCCAUUUACAAAUGUGGGGGACCUCAGGCACAAGACUGUGAAGGUGCUCACAGAGCCCCAGAACUAGUUAGUGGCAGGGCUUGAUCCCAGGUUGUGUGUCUCUCUUGGCUGUAAACUUAUCCAUGAAGUUAUCCUGCUUAAAACCUAUUUCUGCGGCACCUGGGACUCCUGGCCCUCACUGUCUGGCCCCUCUGGUCUCUCUCUACCAGUGUGGCCUGGCCGCUCCCGCCCACACGCCCUCUCUCCAGCCUUGCUUACAGCCUCUGUCCUUCAGCCUCACUGCACAUGCUCAGGCCUCUGUGCUCUUUUCUGUCUCAUGCUGACUCCUCAUCUCCCUGGAGAUUUUUACUUGUCCUUCCUGUUGUAGUGUUUGUGUUUUUCUAAAGCCUUUCCUAACCUUCCUCCUCAGCUUCAACCUAACAGAUCUAGCCUUUACCUCCACCUUGCUCCCUUAGGGUUUUGCACAUACUCCGUUAUACACCUGCUCAAUCAAAUGCUGUGCUUAUCUAUCCAGCUGUAUAAUCUCAGUUCCACGAGAGUAGGAAAGUUGGUGUU
Loxodonta africana (African savanna elephant) is the source of this 3574-nucleotide messenger RNA. It is a transcript of the gene PRKRIP1, whose product is annotated as PRKR interacting protein 1. Bases 45 to 572 code for a protein of 175 amino acids. Gene Ontology annotation, cellular component: nucleolus. The record is from RefSeq and is a predicted model, not a curated record. Gene Ontology annotation, molecular function: protein kinase binding; double-stranded RNA binding; protein kinase inhibitor activity. NCBI's taxonomy places the organism in Eukaryota, Metazoa, Chordata, Mammalia, Proboscidea, Elephantidae. The transcript is spliced from 6 exons. Gene Ontology annotation, biological process: negative regulation of protein kinase activity.